Messenger RNA from Porites evermanni, 22945 nucleotides. The record is from the annotation of a GenBank genome assembly. Lineage: Eukaryota; Metazoa; Cnidaria; Anthozoa; Scleractinia; Poritidae.
GUGCAGGCGACGCCUCUGCUGCCUGCCUUUGAACAACUGAAUUGUUUUUUCUUUCCGCCGAAAGAUUUGCAAAUCGAAGUUAUCGUAGGUCAUAGGAUUAAACUCGGUAAACAAGCACAAGUCAUUAAAGACCGUAAAACGUACAAAUGGGUUCAAGUGGUACACACAUACCCAGAGGAAUUUGGGAUGUUUGAAAGCUCAAUUUCAAAGGGUGAAGAAAAGCGCAACACCAAAGUAAGACUGUGUGAAAUUGCUGAUCAUGUUGUUGGAGUCGGACCCAAGUUGAACCAGACCUUUCGCUCAUAUCUUUCUAGUUGUAAUAAUGAAAUAAUGAUGGUAAUGUCUUUAAUUGACCUCACCCCUAAAGUAUUUGAAGAGUUUGAGGCUGUAAAGCAAGUCAGUCAUAGCUUUAGGCAACAACGCAGAGUCUUGGUGUUUCGGAGACGCAGAAGAUUUUGAAUUAAAGGGAUUUGACACCGCUGGGAAAGCAAUUGCUGCGUUAGAAGAUAUUAGUUUUACGUUUGCUGGGGCACCGUAUGGAGAACACGAAGAAAUGUGUGGUGUUCCUGCAAGUCGAUUAAAAGUAAAAGUAUUUGUUCAAGACCGAGAGGGUUUAAAGCGCUUGUUCCAACAAGUGGAUCUUGUAGUCAUGCCUUCAAGAACAGAGGGCUUUGUUUUAUCAGGACUCGAGGCAAUGUCAGCUGGUCUCCCUGUGCUCGUCAGUCUCAACUCUGGUUUUGGAGAAGCACUGAGUAGUGUAGCUUUUGGUUCAGCAUUUGUGAUUGAGUCAAAGGACCCCGCAACCUUAGCCAUCCAGAAUAUCUGGUCCAAGGACGGGGAAUGUCGACUUGAGGAAGCGGUGACCUUGCGUAAUUCCUAUGUCAGGAAAUACAACUGGGCCAAACAGACAAAGGAGUUAGUUGACAGGAUUAUCAACCUGGCUCAUGCUAGGAAUGUCGAUUAUCUUUUCUUCAAUGGUACAUUAUCAGGAAAUGAUAGAAAAACAAAAUAUACAAAAAUGUGACCCCCUUUCAAGUUUUGUCUUUAAAACUUGAAAAAAUGCUCACUAAUACCUAUCUGAAUGCUGAUAUCAGGAAAACUGUAACGUUUUUAAUUUCUUUAGGUAUAUUGUUUUCAGCGGAAUGGUCUAUGGACUACGUAUGCAGCAUGCGUAGCAGUCAUUUCUGUCUGCUUUUAACCAAGCGGGAGAUGCGCGGGGGGCGCGCGAGAGCGAGAAAAAGUUAGGGACGGGGUAGGAAUUAAAAUACCGGCCGCUGAGCCUUUUUUCCAGGAAUACACAACCCGAUAUAUCGUGCAUAACAAAUGUCCACCCCGGGUAGGAAUGGCCCGCACACCUUGAAUUGACUGGGUCUUAAGUUUCAAAGAAAUUGUUGUUGAUUAUAUGAACCUACUAGUUUGAAUUUUAAAAAAUUAUUAUUGUAACCAAAGUUUAUUUACUCAGAGCCUGUUAUGGAAAAUGACAACAACCCAAGAACAAACUAUCAUGACGACAAGCAGCUUGUUUCAGAAACGUCCCUUGGUAAAAACUGUGAAAAGAAAGUUGAUGCUGCAUCAGGAAACCAAACUGAAACAUCCACAGUUAAAAUGUCUCAGUCACAAAAUAGCCGUAAGCGUAAAAUGUCAGAAUCUUCUUGUGAUCCAGGUAAGCAAAAACCUGAUUUGUUUUUCUUGCUAUUGCCCAAUAGUGCAUCUAGGGGGUGUUUGGGGGGUGAUUGUUAGAACAGUUAAUGGUGGUUUUGUCUACAGGACUUGCUGCCGUUUAAGGUGUAGCAGUGUAAUCCUUCACUCACUGUACUUGUGUACUCAGAUUUUAAUACCAGAUGUUACCUUGGGCUCGCGAAAAACUGCAAAUCUGGGGACCGGCUUAUACUCACUCAAACGACGAAGACUAAAAUAAUUUUCUGGCGAUAUUUCUGGUCUCCUCAAUGAAGAUUCAUCUUUUAUCAAUGACAUUUUCUUUUUUUUCGGACUACCAGGUAUUACCAGGUUAUCAAGGCCUUAGUUUUCUCCCUGACUAUCUGCGAAUAUUGUUUACAUUUUUGUCAUUAGCAUGUGAGUUAACCUAUGGAAGGCGUCGCCGUGUACAUAUAUACAAACAAGAGAGGAUAAAGGGGACAGAGAAGGCAUCCCCCAUACACACCCUAUUCCAUAGGUAAUUCGUCUCGAGUUAUUUUUAACACCAUAGAUCCCAAGGGGGAUUAGACAACAGCCAAUCACAUAGCGCGAAUGUGUUCCGCGUGGAUGACCUACGCUCAGAGCCACGCGUCCUUGACGAAUUAACGUAGAAAAAAUGGCGGAAGACGCUGAGAGCGAUAUUGCUAUUUGUUUUGUCGACGAAAACGACUAAAGAGAGAUUUCUGCUAAAGCUGGGUCAGCGAAACGGAAAUUAAAAGAGAAUCGUCCUUUCUCUCUUGUAUAGAGCUAACAGUACAGCAGGGAAAUCCUUAACACACUGAAUAUUCUCUCAGGAUCAUUUUUAAUUUACAGUUUGAUGAGAGCAAUUUCUGGUUUGAUAUUUAUUCUUUUAUUAGUCUUUUAUUAUUGAACAAAAAUAACACUUGUCGUCCUACUUGCUUUAUUAUACAAACGACCGGUUUCAAUAGACCGGCGAAAUUUCUCAUUUUAUUAAAGUACUGAGGUUACGACAAAUUCGAGUUAAACUGAUUUCACGGUUGUCAAAGAGUCCAGCGAUUCCCUUUUCCCAGGUGAGCGCCGACUCAUUUCGCUUCAAUAUUCAGAAAUGCUCUCGAUCUCUUUACGCUUUCAUUGCCUUUCGCCCGACAUGUUUUGCACGGCGUUUAGUUAUGCGCAACCUCCACGAAACAUCCACGUAGCGCGCGAGGUAACUAUAUCCUAAUUCUAAAAAUAACUCGAGACGAAUUACCUUUGGAAUAGGGUGUGUAUGGGGGAUACAAAUAAAGUUGAAAUGUUCAAAAAGCUCGUAAACUUGAGAAAUUGUGCAGUUUUUAAUUAAGUUUCGAGUUUCUUUGUUUCCGUGUCAUCGAUAAGACAAUUUUUUCAUUUAUAUUUGUGUGAACCAAAUCCAUGGGGUUGAAAAGGGUUCAUAUACCUAUUCUAAAAUUUGAAUGACAACAAUUUAUUAUAUUAAAAUUUAUUUUAACAUGCGAACUUGCCUGGAAACAAACAAGCAAACAAAAUGGUCAUCAUGAGUAAGUCAUAACUUUAAAAAAGAAAAUGGAAGGAAAAAAGGUGUGUCAAAGAGACCUCAGCAAGAACUUAGGCCCCGUCCACACGUAUCCGGAAAUUUUUGAAAAAAAGGAGAAAAAAAAGACGAAUUGUGGAGUAAACUGGCUAAGAGCAAAAAGCACAAAGCCACCUUUAAUUGAAUAUCACGUCUUAAAUGUCUGUAAUAUGUACACUCGAUAUCAGCCCAGUAAAGGUGAGGGCACAAAACACGCCAAAUGCAAUUAGCCCUGUGUACACAAAUCGAAAGAUCAAGGUUAAAAUCAAAGUGAGGGAACACAAGCGACCCCUUGUUAAUCAACAAUGUGUAUCAUUUUCAGUGUAACCUGUAUAAUACUGGUUAUGUCUGCUACACGUGCCGACACCUUCACCAGCGAAUUGAAGAGAUCGGAUCGGUUUUCAUUAGCUUUAUUAUUAUUUCUUUUCAAUUUGAUAAAUAUUUUAUCACUCAUUGUUUACGUAAAUUAUUCAUCGCAUCUUAAUAUUAAUUGCAUUCUUACCUUUUAAAACAUUUUUAAACCGUUUGUAAUGUUAAUGCUGAUUUUUUAUUUUUUACUCGCACGUGAGAAUGACCUCGGAGGCGUCGAAACGCCGUGACUUUCUAUCGCUAAUUUUCAUCUUAAAAUGUAGACAUUUCUAAUCAAGAAGUAAUAACACAAUUAUUAAAUUCGGCUUUCGUAUAAUGUGAAGAUUUAUGCUGAUCUCUGAGGCUGUUUUCCGCCGAGGCCGAACAAUCUCCUCGACCUGCAUUAUUCUUCAUGUCAUACUCAGGCUCAUUCAAUAAUUGUCAAAUAUUUCAGUCGCCGGAUGGGAAAAAAAAGGAAAAACACGUCAUUCAAAUCAUUGUGUUCAAAGGUAGAUUCUCGGAAAAAAGUAAGGUUUUUUAAAAAAAGCUGAGAUGAAACGUACUUCUGACAAACAUGCAAAACCCCGACGAAAGCAAACUCGUCAUUGAGACGCACUAACAAAUAUUUUUAUUCAAGUAAAUGCGUUUUAUGCAAUGUAGCCGAUUUCCAACAUUUUUGCGAAUUGUUAUCUAAAGUCUUCCGUCUCACUGUUCCUUUCUUAAUUUCUAGGCGCCAUUGUUAAAGUUCUUAAACUUAUAAUCAGUGCCCCAGAUCUAAGCGAUGAGCAACAAGAAAACUUGGAUGACAUUUUAGAAGUUCACGCAAGCAAAUACUUGAUCCACCAUAGUCCUUUAACACGUGAGGGUUUAAGUGCCUUUUUUGACCAUCUUGUGGAGGUUCACAAUGUGUCUGUGAAGUCUGUGCAAAAGGGGUCUUUGAUAUUAACAGUGGAGUGCCCCACUCUAGAGAGUCUUGAGAGACUAUGGAAUGACUAUCAAUCGGGUUGCCUUAAUGAUAUCGCUGAAAGUUGCUUGGUGACUGAUGAACUGAAGAGAAAGCUCGGAUUGGACCAUGUCAGAUUGAGGAUAACUAUAGAAGAAGAAAACUACUUGAUUUGUAAGAAAGCUCUUAUGGAAAUCGCAGGUGAGCUGUGCAGUCUCUAUAGAGCUUUUUUGGGGAACAUGUAUUUUGGCUUAAUAUGUAACUUGGAGCAAUUUGCCUGUAUCUAUUUCAGUAUCAAUUAAUUCAACGCAAAUCUAAUGGACAGUUGGUGGGAGAAAUUUUUUGUCAAAACUUUUUUACUCAUGGCCCUCAUACUUAAUAGAGAACUGAGUGCAAUAAUCCAGCUAAAUGUUAACAUCUUGGCUAGAAUGUCCACAAAAUGUCAUUUACCACCUUAAUAAUAUACACGAAAAAAUUACUCAAUUCCGAUUGGCUGAGAAAGGAGUGCAGUUCCCCUGUAACACGAGUGCAAAACUUGUAACACGAGUGCAAAUUACAAAUGGUUUCUGAUUGGCUGAAAACACAAAAGAAACCACCAAGAACCAAUCAGAUUAUAGCAGUUUUAACAACAAAAUUCAAGAAAAUGGCCAUGGUUUUCAGCAGACGACGACGGGAUUUAAUUUCGUACGCAAAACAACAAUAGAAAAGUUAAAAAAUAUUCCAAAAACCUGAACACAGUAAAAAGUACGUCGUUCUGGCUAAAUGUAUUGAAAAUGCGUUGCUAAGAGAAAAAUACUGUCAACAAAAUCGAGGAAAAUGAACCAGAGAAACUGAAAAACAAGCUACUUAUAACAGACUACGCCUAAAGUAAGAAAAUAAAGAAAAAACGGUUGCAACCAAACGCAAACCAUGACAGCUACACUUUUCAGGCAUUUAAAUGAACAAGGAUACAAGUUUUGCAUGAUAACAACAGGGAUUUCAAGUCACGUACGUUAUUUGUUGGAGGAGAAAGUUUCCGGUUGCUCUCUUUGAGUCUUUUGUGGAGCGAAGACCUCUAUUAAAACAUCCAUGCGAUGGUCUGUUUUUUUCUACCUCAGUAGCAAACGAAACUGAAAAUUUAAACAUCUGGUCCAAACUAAACCAAUGGGCGAAGAUACCAUAACUAACAUAAUGAAAGAAUUCUUAGCCGGUACUAGCCUUAAAGAAAGUGAGAAAAAAGUUUACGAAUCAUCGUGCAAGAAAAGCAACAGUCAGGAAGCUGAAGAAAGCAAAGAUUGUAAGUUCAGAACAUAUCGCCAACGUCACAGGCCACAGAGGUAUAAUUUUCCUUAACGACUACGAUGAAGCCGACGAAGAAGAGCUACGUAGGAUGACUCUUGCAGUAGGCCUAAUGAAAUAAUGAAAACCCCGGCGGUGAGAAAAAGCAAAUCUUAUAUUAAUACUGACAGUUCCCGACAUCACAACAACUGUGGCUCCACUCACCCAUCGAUGGCAGCGUCGAAAGAAAACAAAUUGCCUCCUUCAUUUUCGGGUUUUAAAUCUCAAAAAUUUCUCCAUGAAUUCAGCUAUGAUGGGGUCUCAGGAACAGACAAUGAUGAACAGUCGUUAAAAAACCUUAGCAAUUGUCUUUCAUCUUUGGCUGCGCGAAGCGUUCUCCUGAUUUCAAAACGGCAGUAUACUUCUUGUAAACGCUUCUUGUAAACGCCGAGCUCUCAUAAUCGAGGAUGAAUUUAAAAACACUUACUUUUGCUGAUUAUUGUAAACCAAGUUAUCUUUAACAGGCUGGUGACCAUAUAAAAUCAACCCUUGCACAUUUCCAAGUUCUUAGCUGAAUGAUUUUGAAAGCGUUGGUCUUGAAAAAGUUUGAAUUUGACAANUUUGGCUGCGCGAAGCGUUCUCCUGAUUUCAAAACGGCAGUAUACUUCUUGUAAACGCUUCUUGUAAACGCCGAGCUCUCAUAAUCGAGGAUGAAUUUAAAAACACUUACUUUUGCUGAUUAUUGUAAACCAAGUUAUCUUUAACAGGCUGGUGACCAUAUAAAAUCAACCCUUGCACAUUUCCAAGUUCUUAGCUGAAUGAUUUUGAAAGCGUUGGUCUUGAAAAAGUUUGAAUUUGACAAAGGUAGUAGUCUGUUUCAGCCAAUCUGUUGAAUGAACUAAAAACGCGCGCGCUGUCAAAAUUCGUUGUUGUAGUUAUGUUUUUCGUGUAUAUUAUUAGUAUAGGUAAUCACAUGAUUUUUCUCGUGUAAUUUGGAUUAAAUAAGCACUUGUAAAUUUUUCAAAGACCACAAAGUACACUCGCCUUACGGGCUCGUGCACUUUUGUUGGUCUUUGAAAAAUUUACUCGUGCUUAUUUAUUUCAAAUUGCACUCGAAAUCAUGUGAUAACCUGUACAAAUCAUGAAAUGAUAAAGGGGGCAUUCGGAGACUAAUGGAGGUCAACAACAUUAGCUAUUGACGAAUGCACCUCCUACAUGUAAGUUAAAUGGAUUAGGAUUGCUGUGUAGAAUGCUUCUUCUUUGUCACUUAUGUUCUUGUUCCUGUUUCAUCUGACUGAGCUGCACAUCUUAUGAGGCUCACAGGCGAAAUGGCCUAGUUUCUUCCUAUGUACAGCCCUUUCCUUUCUGUUCUACUGAGCAGAAAGUAGAAAUUUCAAAGUAAAGUGUUCAGUAUUAUUUUUAUUUUCAGUUUAAGUAAAGAGUUAGGAAGUUAAGUUCGCACGUAUCGAUUAACCGUUUUACAUAAAAGUCCCCGGAUGUAAAUAGUGGGAAAGGUUUUUGUGGGAGAAAUACAAAUUGUUGUAAUUUGUUCCGUAUUUUGUUGAAUAGAUUCUACGGAUUUUAAAGCGGAAACCUAAGGUAAAACGUAAAGGAUGACUAGAAAGAGCCGUUUUGUUGAAAUAAACAAAAACUGCCAACAUUGGAUUUCAGCAGAUUUAUUCCUUAUGCUAAAAGAGAGGAGAAGUGUGACGUCACGUUACCAUAGUAACAGAAUUUCUGGAUCACAUUUAUUAGGGAGUUUAACCGACGGCGAAGGCAAUAACAACGGCGAACAAGCAGCAGCAGAACAACAACGCUGCACGUGCCUCAUGCCACGCUGUCCAAUAGGGUGGGUGGCUCCUCCUAAAAUGUUCUGCAAUUGGUAUAGGAUUUAAUGGAGUCGAAACCAAUUGUGGCAUUGCACGCAUUUUAGGCAUCCUACUGAUGAACAGUUGCGACGCGUAGAUAUAUAUUUCUUAGCGACUAAGAUGAUUUGCAGUCUUUCUACUUUGAAUAAGAUUUCUUAGCCGUCGUUUCACGACUGCGACACGAAACUUCCUAAUUUCACGCGCCCGCUUUAUAGAGUAAGUGAACACAACACAAAAAUUUCUUUUUCUUUUUCUUGUUCUUAACUUUCAAAUUGAACACUAGAAAAUUUGCGGUUGUAAACUGUUUAAUUUUACUGCAAAAGCUACACAACAGUAGGUCUUUUAAACGAUGGUACCGUUACACUGCAUUGCUGAAGAGAGAUAACCUUCAUGAUAAACAUUCCGCCUGUAGUACGUAAUUCCAACCACUAAAACUUUCCCCGAGGGUGCCCGCUUAAAACAAGUUUUACAGGCCAUUAUAAUUGGUAUCUUGUUGCUGGUGACACUACUGUUUUGAUUACUAGGAGUAGCAAGUAUCUCCGAAACUUCAUCUCAAACAGUUGAUUCAGAUCAGGAAGAGGAUACAAGGAGGAGUGAAGUAAGCUCAAAUGUAUUUCUUUAGUUGUUGAUUAUGUUGUUUAGUUCAGUUCCCAUGAGGAUCAUUAGACUCUUUACAACCCACUCCUGUAAAUUUCACAGCACUUAACACCGACCAGUUUACUCGUGGCCGCUCUUUCGUUUUUUUUUUUCUUGCUUGGAAAUCGUUUUACACCAUGGAAAACCCAAAUUUAUUGGUUUGCCGGUUAAAUUCCUUGCCGAUAGAUCAAAGUUUCUGUUCUGCGCUACGGCCCGAAGGAAGGAUAACAGGCUGUACUGCCGUUUUUUUUUUUUCUAAAUCCAGAUUGUGCAUUUUCAGCAAGUUUUUUUAAGGGAGUGUACUGAUGUUAGCUAGUUACGUUGUCGGAGAAGGUGUAGAGUUUUAAAGGACGUCUGUUACACAAAAGGAGAAAAGUAAGGGUACUUGUAAGGAAGGGUAUCCUGAAAAAUCUAAUUUCUCACUAAUCCUCCGCAUUCACGAUUAAUCCACAACCACGACGACGAAGUGUACGCUCCCAUAGCGGCUUGUUAGCUCGAUGUUGGGUGGAAGUUUUGUACCAAACAAAUACCAGCGCCUGACUGUAGAGCGGGAGGUCGCGGGUUUGAAUCCCGGGACCGGACCAACACUCAGUGUCUUAAAAUGUCUGAGAAAUGAAGGUACUGCCUUUUCCCUGGACCUCUCUCUUGCUGGACCUCGGAUGACCAUGUAAAAUGGCGGUCCCGUCUCCAGUAGGAGACAUAAAAAUAGUGUCCCCAAUUGGUACUUUCGUGCUAAAUGCAUUGACACUCAAAUAAGGUGCAUUUUUUCCCAUUUUGAUCAAUAGACCGUUUAUAAGCCACUCCUUGUGAAUUCCGCACCACUUGACGCCUACCAGUUUUCUCGUGGCUGCUUUUUUCGGUUUCUUAUGUAUGAGGUUUAUAAGUAUACCUACGUUUAAUUUGUACUAUUACGUUUGCAUCCCUUUUCUAAAAUAAUCUGACUCCGUUUACUUUGCUAUUUUUUUUUUGCUCAGCAUAUCUUGUUAGCGCUUAUGAUGUGUCUUAAAUCUGGCUUUUCUUAGUGCUUUGUAUCCUAUUUUUUGCAUAUAUCCCUUAUAUUUUGGUGAUUUUUUUGUUACUCUAGCCCUAUUGGUGUAACGAACUAGAUUGCUGGCGGUUCCCUCCAUUCAUCACUGUGUUGUUUUGUCAAUUCAUACUUAUAACCCCCGGGGGUGACUCCCUAUAAUGGCCUAUACAGUCAACUCUCUCUAAGACGGACACCUUUGGGACCGGCACUAGCUGUCCGUCUUAGAGAGAUGUCCGUCUUAAUAGAGGGAGCAAAGAAAGGCAGGGACCAACUCUAGGUGUCCGUUUUACAGAGGUGUCCGUCUUAUAGAUGUGUCCGUUAAGAGAGAGUUGACUGUAUUCAUCAUUCUGUUGUUUUGUCUCUUGUUUUCUAUUCGGCUGAGCGUAGCGUUAAAGAAUACAAGUAUAUUUUCUUUGGGGAGUGGUGAAACUGGCGAUAUAAUCAAGCAGGAAUGUAACAAGGCAGCCAAUUUUUAUCAAGGAAUUUUUGGUUUUGGACCUUGUAUUUCAUAAUAGUAACCUGAAGAGGUGCCGUGUUAGAUGGUACUUGAAACAAAAUGGUGAAUAGGGAGAGUUGCUCGUUAGCUCUAAAUUGGAUGGAAGCUUCAUACCAAACAAAUACCAGUAGUGGCACAAUAAAUUAAUUUUUAUUUAUUAAUUUGUUUAUCUAUUUAUCCUUUUAUUUAUUUAUUAUUAUCCUAGGACAAGAAGCAGGCUCUGUCACCUAUGGCCAGAGCUGAGAAGGCUAAAGUAAGUUCAGCAGGAAGAUCGUUAAGAUACAUAGUGUAGUGUGCGCUCGUUGUGUAUUCAAACAAAGCAAAAAAAAGAAUGAAAAACGUCACUUGGUGCAAGAAAUUAAGUGCCAUGUUGUUAACGAGUUGCACCAAAAUCAAACUCAGCAGAGCGUAGCCUUAUUAUGAGUUGCAACAUCGUUAACUGUACACAAUUGCGAGCCCUUUUACAGUGAGCCCUGGAGGACAUUUGCUCAGUUCUGAGUUAUUAUCUGCAGUAUUUAUACAACUAUAGUUAGUAAAGUUUAAUAUGGGAGCGAAGAGGGAUUAAAAUCAAAUGCUGGAUAACGUUUUAUAACAGAGUGCAAAGUUUGCAGACUAAUGAGUUUGGCUUUCAUCUACAGGAUUUUGUAAUCUCUUUACAUUUACAUAAAAGGAUAUUUUUUAAACUAGGCGUCGAGAGGCCCUCUACACAAGGCUGCUAUCAGUGGACAAUACAAAACGGUCAAAACGCUUCUUGAAAGUGGAGAAGAUGUGGAUCUAAGAGAUCAGGUUUGUAGACUACAAUUAGGUGCUUGUGUUGAGGUUUUGCGCCAGCUUUCGAGCUGGCAGGGUAUAAGAAGCAAGAUUUUGUAUAAAAGUCUUAUUGCAUACCUUGCGUUUGUGAACGAAUUCAUCCUGAUUGGUCGGUGAUGGCAGACACCAUCAUUAAGACGGAUAACAUGGCGGGAAAAUUCACAAUUCUUUUUUAAACCCGUACUUGCCGAUUGUUUCAGGAUACACAGAUUUAGUUUUAUUUACUAUGUAUGUAACACCACAGCGUUAUAUUAUAGCUCACGAUGUUGUAAAUGGAUUUUUACCCAAAAGUUUGGUUAAAGAAUGAGAUAAUGAAAUGAGAUCUUGCGCGAGUGUUUCCUUAAAGGGUGGUUUUUAUUAGCGACGGAGUCCUAAUCAGAAGCGUAGAACUUGACGAUCUAGUGUAAACAGCGUUUUGAUUCCGUUUACGACUCCGUCGCUUACGAUCAAGUGAAAACUAAGUCGUAGGAGUCUCAAACAGAAGUGGAAGAACAAAGCCAAUCACAAAGCGUGAGAACGUGCAUUGUGAUUGGUUUAUCGUUCCUCUUCUACUUCCGACUCCGACAGUCUGGUUUUCACUUGAUCGUAAGCGACAGAGUCAGAAGCGGAAUUGGAAGAAAAUGGAAACUUUCUGAUUCUUCCGACUCCGAUUCCGUCGCUGUUGCGACUCCACUUUUAUGAUUUCGACUCCGACUCCGUCAAAUAGUACUUGAAUAGGACUGUUGUUGACACGAAAGGACGUUCCGACAUUCUCUGUGGUAGUCGUCAUCAAAGUCAAAAAACUCUUCUGAUUGCUUUCACGUGGGAAGAAGACUUCCUUAAAGGUUGUUGCAAUAUUAUUACCAACAGUGCUAUCUAAGACGACAAUUACUCAGAUCAUCGUAAACUGUGAAGUUAUGGGAGAAAUGUUGCUAGAACCAAUUACGUUCCCAACAUGAAAUGUUUAAGUCUGAGGCUAAGCACUGCAGAGAAUAAAAAUGGUUUUAUUUAUUUAGUGGUCGAAUUUUUGUUUGUUUGUUUGUUGUUGUUGUUUACUUUUUUACGAUAGUAACCUGAGGAUGUUCUGGACCGUGUUUUCCCCAUGCAAAAGAAUCAGGUCUCUGAAUUUAAUAAAAGAAUUGGUCUCCUACUAAAAUGUGACCUCCAACAUUGCAUUUGGUUUCAUUUAGAGUGUUCCACUUGGAUUGCUUCAGAAUAAACUAAAGAGGACAAAGAAAAGACGCUUUGGCUUUAUUCUUAGCUUGGUCGUAAAAAUUAGUCCACUAUUUCAAGACCAUUGUUAUUAGCGGGACUAGCUGGCUUCUUUCAACGUGACCUAACUGCGUUGUUUUUUCCUUUUCUGGUAGUUUUUUCUGACCCCUCUUCAUCUUGCCUGUUGGUAUGGACAGGAGUCUGUUGUUAAGCUUUUGUUAAAACAUGGUGCGAACUUCAACGCUGAAGACAAGGUGAGUUAAUAAAUGUUGUAUAAAUCAAACAAUAUAAUGCCGUGAAAAAAUGAACGUCUACAAUCAACGUAAUUUACUACAAUUAGCGGACCACCACGGGACCUAUAUUUUGGGAAUAUCUCUUUUUAGUAAAAUCCGACUAGUGGUCUAUUAUCAAUGCUGCGUUCUGAUUGGUUGAGCUACUACUAGGCUAUAUGUUAUAGCCCACUAGUAGCGAAAAGCGUGGGCUUUUUGGUGGCAAAAAAGGAUUAAAGGCUAGCUUUAACUAGCUAAACUUUUUUUAUUCUCGAUAUUUUUGACCAACUAGUUGGAUUUUACUAAAACAAUUAUUCCUCUCGCCCUCAUGGCCUCUGAGUCAUCGGGCACGAGGAAUAAUUGUUAAAUAUACUUCCUUCAAUGGUCGUGGUACUUUUGCCAGACUGCUUUUGGUGCAGGAGUUUGCAAGUAUUUAAGAGAAGCAAUUAGCUAUGAAUACCCCCUAAAGUGAUUGUGAAUUAGAGAUAGACCACCACACCGGGGACUACUUCCCUCACUCUGAGUCAUUUAACGUCGUAUAGAAUUUAGCAUGUGAGACGAAGCUUCCAAUUUAUCGUCCUUAUCCGAGAAGACUAGCCGUUUUCUAAAAAAAGUGGUGGUAAGGGCUGAAAACCGAUUUGUAGCUAAAACUAUUGUGAUGUCACUGCCACUUGAUAUUUAUUCCCAUCGCCCAAAAAUAAUAUCAUAAUAAAGUUUAGUUUAUGUCUAAUACAUAUGUUAUAAUAGCCUGGGACCAGACUCCGAAGUGCGGGGUGUUUCAUUCCGUUUUUUGCCUUUUUCUCCCACUACAGAGCCUGGUCCCAGGCUAAUGUUAUUUACGAUUAAUGAACGAGCUGAGUAGGAUAUGAAGAAUUAAGCAGAUCGAGGAGGGUGUUCUCUACCGAGGCCGACGGCCGAGGUGUAUAACAGCCUCCGAGAUCUGCUUAAUUCUUCAUAUCCUACGAAGGCCGAAUGCAUUAAUUGCUUUAUUAUUCAUUUAAAAUAAUUCCUAGUUUAAAAACAUAGCUAAAACGUGGUUACCUGCAUCGAUGUUAAGUGUAUCUUCGAUAGUGUACGUUUAGGUUUGUCCAGCUCCGCAAAUAUUCUCCAAAUAUAUUCUCCAAAUAUUCUCCAAAUAUUCUCCAAUUCUUGCUGUUUUUGCCAUGUUUUUAGCUAUUAUUUCGCCUAGUUCCAGCUGUAGUUCUUACUCUUGAAACGAGCCAUUUUUUUGUCACAACAAAAACAACUCAACCUCCUGCCCAGGUCUUCUCGGUAACGGCGCCUUAACCUGUAGCGGGCUGCAUUUUUGACGCCAUUUCCUCGUUAAACACAAAAUUCUUCCAAAUUUGGUCAUCAGUAACUGGUUAUGGUGAAUUAUGCGUGUGCUUUUAGCCAAUCAGAAUUGGGGAAAUAUUUUGAAUGAAUAAUAAAAUGGUUUUACAAUGAGGAUCAAUUUAAGUACGAGAGACUCAAAGAUGGAAGGUGAAGCUGCAAAAAGACUGGUUCCAGCCAUCUUAAUACAGGUUUCCUUGUGUUGGUGGCUACCCUAUGUAGACAUACCGUAAAUGACUCAAUAAACGCCCGGGGCGCCUUUUUAAUUUUAGGGGUCCAAGCGGGGGCGUUUAAUAGAUAGGAGGCGUUUUUAGUAGAGAGUCGUUAUUCUCAUAACUCUAACAAGCUCAACAAAACUAAUGUGCUUUCGGCGAAAAAAUCAAGAGUUAAAAAGGAAUUCAAUAUCCACUCCAUCGAUAAAUUGAUAAGUUUGGGCCGUCUAGAGAUUAUGUAUCUCUCUUUCAAAUCGCACCUAUCGAUAUCUAUCAAUUGAUGAUCCUAGGCGGUCUAGAGAUCCAUAUCGCUCUUUUAAAUCCGGCCAACAUCGAUGUCAGAGCUCAGGGUUAUUGUGUUGCCAUGCUUAGGCUAUCCUUACUUCUCACUUGACAUUGAACAAGACGAAAUAGGCAAAGCCUCGUUAAUCAAGAAAGAAACUGAAUAAUUUGAAUGAUUUUGCACCUUCUUGCUAAUUCCUAGUAUUUGGAGUCAUUCUUAUAGGGGGCGUCUAUUAGACAGGAGGCUUUAUUUAGAGAGGGCGUCUAAUGCAAAUUUAACAGCGUAGAGGGGGCGUUUAUUAGGUCAUUCACGGUACCAGUAGUUAGAAUAUUCUUCUUGGUAAAUAGCAAGUGGUAAGUAAUACGUAUCACCCUACUUGUGAUGUUUUUAGUUUCAACGUACACCUCUGCAAAAAGCUGAACGUCAAAACCACCACUCCAUAGUGCAGUUGGUGCGGAAGAAUGGUGCCAGGCCAAGUCUUCAUCAACCAGUAAGAUAUCAGAUUGUAUGUCCUUCUUGCCAACCUUGUCUUUCAGUAGAAAUUCGCUUGCAUUUUUUGUAUCUUUCUUGCUAAUGUGGAACGUUACUGUAGGACCUAUCGUAUGAGCUUUAAUCGUAGCUUAUAUCGCGAAGACCUUAUAUUUCUUCUUCUCUACACGAACAUUAUUUUUAUUCCCUCGGUUACGCCCAUCCGGAGAUCACAGUAUAGUGAAUCUACUGUGAGCUUACUCUAAACCAAACCCAUUAACAGUGGACACCAGCAAAGGUCGUGUAGUGUCCGGUUAAUACCGGUUUCAUCGUAUAUUUUAUUUCUUAGUUUUUAAUGUCUAUGGUUCUGGCGUUUCGUCUUAUACACAUGCGCUCUUUAUAAAAUGGUUAUGGACACAAUGGCGAAUAUGUUGCAACCACAUGGGUGGGAAGAAGGCUACACUAUUCGAUAGUAAGUUGCCUGCUGAAGCAUUUAACAAGAAAAAUUAAACUUAAAAACGUUACUCGACGUUUCGAUGCAUCACACAUCGUUAUCAAACAUUAAGUUAAAUUAAGUUUCAAACACAAUUCUUUGGAAAGUGCAUCUCAACUGUAACUAUUAGACUUUAAAGUAAAUCCGUACCCCCACCGCAAGGGCACCCAACGAGUGUUUUCUGUGAAUUAUCUGUUCGGAGAAGCAAAUAAUGACCACCACAGAAAAUAUCAUAACAUACUAUAACACUCUUUGUUGGUCACUCCAAAAUUUUGCAUAAGCAUUACUUGACUCCCAAGAGAAACUGAAAACAAUGCUUAUGCAAAACUUUGGAGUGACCAACAAAGAGUAUUAUAGUAUUUUAUGGUGUCAAUUGCCUAAAAUUUUCUUUACUUGAGGACGACUAGAAAUUUCUAAAUGACCGUUCCAUUCAGGUACAAAGCUUAUCUAAUAAUUAUCUACAUUGUACAUGAGAAAGAUUUGCUUUAGCCAAAAAAGUAGGGCCGUUUUGUUGAGUGAAAUACAGUCCAAUUAGCUAGAGCAGAUUUGGUCUCAAGGGCUGAAAUAGGCCCUAACGUGGGCUGGAAUAACCUUCUGAUUGAGUUUUUUGGCCUAAAUCGUGCUCAAAUGGCUCCAGGAAGGGCUGAAUCAGACUUAGGCCUGCAGGGCUGAAUUGACACUAUGGGACUGAUAGAGAAUACUUCAUGGAAAGUGCUAGCGUACGGUAUUUACACAUGAGUUGUUUUUGUAUCAGAAAUCGAACGAGUGAGAUUUCUGAUACAAAAACAACGAGUGGGUAAAUACCGUACGAAGCACUUUACAUGUGGCAUUGUGUUUAUUGUAUACAUACUGAGACAUUCAUCAUUUUGGUGGCCUUUUUAUUUUAAAUCUUUCCAAAAUGCUUAAAUUUGCCGCUACACACCAAGAAAUAACAAUGAAAACGAAGUAUCAGCUUUUUAGUAGAAACGUUUCUUAAAAACAUAAAUGACGGUAAGGAUAUGAGGUAAUCCAAGAACUACACGUAAUCUUAACUGUUUGUUCUGAAUGUACAAUUGAAAAUGAGUCAUUUAAGUAAAAUGGCCGGUUUCAAUAUAAGCUUAAGCUUAUAAAUGGAAGACAAAGUUCGAGGCUGUUUUUCGUGUUAUAUUCGAAUGCAGAACAAGACAAAAAGGGGAAGGCGACAACAAAGCGGCCGAGAGGUGUCAAAAGAAAAUCGACAGUGAAACAAACGAAACUAUUCCACUCCAUUUCUGACAUGUUUUUCACUUUUUUAACGACAAAAAACUCUUUGAGAAAAACUUUUCUCCUCGAAUGUGCGCGAAGCGGCGCUCAGCAAGCUGCAAGAAAAGACGGGAAUUUUGGCGCGAAACUCACACACCUCUGUGGCUUCUGAUUGGACGUAUUAUUUUUCUCACGUGUGAAAACCAUAGUUCACUCCUCUGAUUGGCUAGAACUCAUUUGCGUAUCAAAAUUUACAAAACAACGUUUUGGUGAGUAUUUCUCAGUAUGUAUAUAAUAAAAACGGAUCUUUUUAAUUUUCAGGGUAUAGUUAAAAUUUUCACUAAGUUUCUAAUUUCACCCAUUACAACAAACACAAUCCAAACCAAUAUUUUAUUUUAUCUAAAAAAAACAGUGAAACAUGCAUGUGACACUUGUUAUCAUGUCAGGUUUGUAAUACAGCGAAGGGCCACAGAAAGAACCUGAUGAAGUAGAAAUGUUGAAACAGAUUCUUCAGUCAAAUCAUUUUAAUGGCAAACUUAAGAGUUUCUAUUUUCUUAAAUUGCAGUUAUUUAGACAUGACAACAUGCAUAUUUUGUACAAACAUUAAAUACUACCAAUAUUCUUCCAAAAAAAUCUUUUUUCCCCAAACAAAAUAAGAACCUAAUUUGAGAACCGAAACAGCCUAGUUUCCAAGAAAAACAUUUUAUAAGAGCCUGGUAAGGCUCACUUUGAAAAAAACCUGCUACUUAGUUUUUACUGUAUACUAGUAAAUGUAAGAGCAGGGGAGGAAGAGUUAGCGAUAGAGUUAGAUAGGUUACUAGGGAUAGAGUUAGGGUUAGACGUGCAGUCUCAACUGAUUUCAAUAGUCAUAACACAUGACUUGAUCCACUGAGUUAAACGCUAGACUUGUCAGGAAAAGGAUGUUACGCUAAGGUGGUUAGGGUGGAUAGCUAAAGUUUAGCUGUGAAUAUGGGUAAGCUGAAGGUCAGAUUAUGGAUUGUUGAGCCAAGGCUUAGGAUUGGAUUAGGGCAAAGGUUACAAACAAAAAGGACGGUUUGCCGAGGGUUAACGUUUGAGGAAGCUCUGGGUAAGGAUACUAAAUUACGUUGCGUUACAUAUCAAUUACAUCGCCAUACUGAACGGAGGAUUGAAUUUUAAAAAACGGGUCAGGAGGUGAGAAAUACAGAGUUGUAGUUUCAAUACAAGCGAUUUUCGAAGACUAAUUACUGACUGAAGCAAAUAGUUUUAAAUUAAUGUUAUCUUACACGACGUGUCGUUUCGCUUUCUUCGUGUUACCACAGCAAAGGACAGAUAAUAUAACAUACACAUGUCAUUGUACAGUGUAAAUAUUCCAGCUCCGAGUAAAACCACUAGCCACAUCUGAAAUAAAAGGACAAAAGAAAAACCUUGUUUAAAGAAAAUUCAUCCAAAGGUGUUAAAAAAGUAAGAUAUACAACAAGACAGACAACACUAGAUCAGUUUCAUCCCUCUAUGGUUUCAUAAUCGGUAUCGAUGCAUAAAGCAGAAAAAUAACAGUACCGAACAUUUCGUCGGGUGUCUGUAAAAUGAGGAAACGGACGGCGGAUGCGGACGGCGGAAAAUAAUAAAGAAAUGAAUAAAAAUAAAUAAAUAAAUGUAUAAGAUAAAUAUAUAAGAUAGAUAAAUAAAUAAAUAAAUAAGACAAAUAAAUACGCUACGCUUGGCGAGAGGAGAGAGUUUGAAAAAAAGAAGAAAUGAAUAUAGUCAGCCUAACUUUAAGGGAUUGUUUAAGUCUCAACUUUCAAGGGAUAUACAUUUAUUUAUUUAGUUAUUAUUAUUAUUAUUAUUAUUAUUACUAUUAUUAUUAUUUUCAUUUUUCAUUUAAUUUGGUCUCACUUUAAUAGUAGGGGCGGAAAUUUAGAAGGGGGGGGGGGGGGCGACACUUGCCCAUAUAUAGAUACUACAUUGAAACCUCUAUUAAGCGGACCCCCAAUUAAGCGGACACCCUCUAUUAAGCGGACACUUGGGAAGGUCCCGAAGGUGUCCGGUUAAUAGAGGUUUCACUGUAUUUAUUUUACUGAGAAUUCUUUUAAAAAUAACAUAAAAUUUCACAGAAAAAGGGGUGCUCGCGGUCCAUUCGGCUAACCCCUAAAUUCGCUCAUGCGUAGGGUGUUCAGGAUGGAAAGCCCAUAUAGCCCAUAGCUUGUCAUUUUUUACACCCGUUUUCAGACCUGGCCUCUAUUAAAUUAUGUCAUCAUUAUCAUCAUUACUUAAUAGAUAAGAACAACAACAACAAAGAUUUCUUAAAAUCCGUUUUUAAUUCGCACAUUUCUCUUGCUAAUGACUCUAUAUCAGACCAAGAACUAACACUCUGUGGGUACCCCAUGGUUCAGUACUUGGACCACUUUUAUUUCCUUUGUGCAUUAAUGAUAUCCACGAAUCAAACAAUGUGUUCAACUUUUUUUUGUUUGCCGAUGAAACUAGCAUGUUGUAUGCUAAUAAAAACUUACACGAACUCGAAAACAAAUUUAACACUGAACUUGGAAAUCUUUAUGACUGGCUGAAGGCCAAUAAACUAUCACUUAACAUUAAGAAAUCAAGCUUUGUAAUUUCUCGACCGCGUCAAAAAUGCUUACUAUUUAUUCCUCGCAUAAGUGUUCUUGUCAUGAUAUGAAUCCACACAAACCUCUCGAGAUGAAACGGCAAUGUGUUAAAUACCUAGGAGUUUAUAUUGACGCUGAUCUUUCCUGGAAACACCAAAUCGAGCACAUAUCCGGAAAAAUCAGUAAAUGCCUUGGUGUUAUUGCAAAAUUAAGACAUUUUGUUCCUCGUCAAACUCUAUUGAUUAUUUUUCGGUCCCUAAUUUCGCUUUACUUAAGCUAUGGUAUAUGUGCUUUGGGCUAAGGUGCUAAGGUCCAUACAAACAAGUAAUUGAUUUUUUAUAUGUCAUAAGAGUAUUUGGAAGUCAGUAAUAAGUAUAUGCAUGUAGUAUGUAUUUUUUCCAUUUAUUAUUAAUAAUUAGAUUUGUAAAUUAGUCUUUUUUCCUUUCCUUUUCCAAAUUUGUUAAUUAAAUCGGAAGAGCCAGAUCGUGGAGAUUUAAUAGAUACUGUACUAUACUGUACUAUUUAUGUUGAGUACUCUCGAACGGAAAAAAUGAAAAAAUCAUUAGCGAACACUGGUGCUCUGAUAUGGAAGGGUCUACCUAAAUCUCUUAAGUCGUUGAGGAAAUCUCAAUUCAAAUCCAAAAUCAAACAAACUGUCCUGGGGAUUCUUAAGAAAACAGAUGACUAUACUGAUGUUCCCCAAAUACUUAGUGAUAUCAAGCAAAUGAAAAAGUUCUAAUAUCUCGUGUAUGUCAUUUAUUUCCUUGUCUGCCACCGAUAUCAUUCAACAUUAAGCUUUAAAAUAAUAUCUGUUUAACAAAUAGAUUCCACGUUGCCGUGCGUCUGUUCAGUAAUAGAUCACAAAUGACGUCAAAAGUGGCACACGAGCCGCAGGCGAGUGUGUCACUGAUGUUUUUACCACAUUUUGACAUCCUCUGUAAUCUAUUACUGAACAGACCCACGGCAACAUGGAAUCUAUUUGUUUUAUACAAUGAUCAGAAAAGAAAAACAAACCGAUACACAUACCUGCCUCGUACCGCUUGUCUGUUCGGAGAUCUGUGCUAGUUUAGGCAUUUUUUAAGUCCCAAACGCUAUAUUUCGUCUCUGCUUCUUCUUUUUUUCCUUAUCUUACUUGUAUACAGUUUCUUCGGAAAGUUUUUCAACGUCUUUUCUUGCUCAAAGCAGAAUAAUGGCGAAACAUUUUGCAAAACAGCGAGUCUCUCGUAGCAGUGACACACGAUGACAACUGUUGUGAAGAUUUCUUGUAGUUUAGACAUUCUUAAGUUGUAAAGAGCUCUUUUUCUCUCUUUUCUCCAUUUUUCUUCUUUGUAAAUAGCUCUUGCUAAGUUUUUUUCGAGGCUUUCACUGUCUUUCAUCGAAAUAAUCUCACAAACAUUUUCAAAACCGCGCUUCAUGAUGAACAAAACAAAGAAAACAAGUUUCCCGUGACGUCAUCCAUGUAUCUGUACUCCAAUAGAUCAUGGGCAACGACCAACUAGAGCGCGCGUAGCAUUUACAUCAUUGUAUAAAACUCUACAGAUCAGCUUCUGUAUUGUUAUGUUGACCAAUUUUCAUUAUUUUAAAAUACGAUUACUUUUCCCUGCUUCGAAUAGCGUUCUUUGCUAAUUUACAGGGUAACUGUAUUUAGGCUCAAUAUUUUGUUGUUGUUGUUGUUGUUUGUUUGUGACGGUCGUUCAACAUCUAUGCUCAGGUUAACAAAGCCAACGAGAUGCUAGUAUUCAUUAGUUGUACCAUCAGAGUAAGCGACCAAUAUCUACCCACAUUGCUCGUUAGACCCCCGCUAUUUUCAGUUCUGCUCUGAUAAGAGACUAAGAUCCUUUUCGAGUAAUAAACUUAUUUUAAAUUCAGUAACAACCGAACAGUUCAAGGGAACUUUUUAACAGAAUUCUUUAUUCAUGGAGAUCUCAGCCUGUCGUCCUUCAAGAAACGUUGCAGAAAUUUUUACAAGAAUAAGAUUAUAAGGGACUUUGAUCCUUAGUGUAGUCUCUUAUCAUAAUUAUCAGUUUCCAUGUGUUACUUUUUGACAAUUUCUUUUUUAUUCCUCUUCUUCUUUUUUUUUCUACAUUUUACGUUAUUUUAAAAUUGGUUGGACUGGCUCAUAGGGUUCCUCUGUUCCCUACUAGUCCUUCUCCGCUGCCCUCCUCGUGUCUGAUUAUAAUGACUUAUAUGCAGUGAAAAUGGCCUAAAUUAAAAUUAAAUUAAAAUCAAAAUGUGUCCAUUUGCAAUACAGGGCCGGGGAACCCCGUUUAUCUAUUAUCUGCCAAAAAGGUACUAUAAAAUGUGUCUAACGAAUUCAAUAUUUUUGUCGCUCAUGAAAAUGAUCAUUAUUAUUAUAGGUCAGUCUAAGGAAACUCUCGGGAAAAGCCUUCUUGCAAGUGGAUCAAGAAUCUGGAUUUAAUCUGCUCCAGGCGGCUGUCUUCGAGGGAGACAAUGACAUUGUUUUAAAAGCUCACGGCCUACUUGAUAACUUUGUAGAAGAGAUGGAAAUUGUGAAAACGGGAAAUAAUGCCAAAGUUUUUCCAGGGAAAACUGCAGUUGAAAUCUUAUCAUCUUAUCGUCUUAGGAGAACUACAAAUCGUUAUCAUCGUAUCAAAAGCCUUUAUAAUCAGCGGGCCAAGGAAAACUUAAGACUGACCAAGCUGCAGUUGGCUACAUGCAGUAAUGAUGCGGAACUGGCGGUUGAGCUUGUAUUGAAUGACGGAGUAGAUAUUAAUUCUCAAGGGACAGACAAUGAUUACACAGCAUUGUUGCAUGCAAGUCGGUCAUCCUCCAGUCAGUUCAUUGAGACCCUUAUUGAUCUUGGUGCCGACGUUAGUGCCCAGAGAAAAGAGAGUAAAAAAGCACCAUUAACAUUAGCGGCUGAUUGCAACAACUACAUGGCAUUGUGCUUACUUUUAAGGCAUGGAGCUGAUGUAAAUGUCCAGGAUGGUUCUGGGUUCACCCCACUGCAUUUUUCAAUCAGAAAGGAUCACGAAAAUUUCAUCAAAUUAUUACUUGCAAACAAAGUGGAUGUAAAUAUACAAGACAAAAGUGGAUUUGCACCCUUGCACUGUUGUGUCAUAGAGGGUAACGUAAACCUCGCCAGAUUGUUUCUUGAUCACAACGCGGAUGUAAAUAUACAAGACAAAAGUGGGUAUGCACCCUUGCAUUGGUGUGUCAGGAAGGGGAACGAAAACCUCGUCAGAUUGUUUCUAGAGCACAACGCGGAUGUAAAUAUACAAGAUAAAAGUGGAUAUGCACCCUUCGUAACCACACAGUAUCUCCCUUUGCUUUUGGAGGAGUCUAACAAAGAACUUCACAACGCGGAUGUAAAUAUACAAGAUAAAAGUGGAUAUGCACCCUUGCACUGUUGUGUCAUGGAGGGUAACGUAAACCUCGCCAGAUUGUUUCUUGAGCACAACGCGAAUGUAAAUAUACAAGAUAAAAGUGGGUAUGCACCCUUGCAUUGGUGUGUCAGGAAGGGGAACGAAAACUUCGUCAGAUUGUUUCUAGAGCACAACGCGGAUGUAAAUAUACAAGAUAAAAGUGGGUAUGCACCCUUGCAUUGGUGUGUCAUAGAGGGAAACGAAAACCUCGUCAGAUUGUUUCUAGAGCACAACGCGAAUGUAAAUACUUGUAGAUAUGCACUCUUGCGUUGGUGUAUCAAAAAGGGUAACGAGAGCCUCCUGAGACUGUUUCUAGAGCACAACGAGGAUCAUGUAAAUAUGCAAGAUGAAAGUGGAUAUGCACUCUUACAUUGGUGUGUCAUAAUGGGUAACAUAGACCUCGUCAGAUUAUUUCUUGAACACAACGCGGAUGUAAAUAUACAAGAUAAUGACGGAUGUACACCACUGCACGUGUCAGUCGCAAGGAAUGACGAAACCAUCGUCAGGUUGUUACUUCAACACAGUGCGGAUGUAAAUAUACAAGAUAAGAGUGGAUAUACACCACUUUACGGGUCAAUCAAAAGGAUUCACAACAACCUCACCAGAUUGUUACUUGAGCACAAAGCGGACGUAAAUAUUCAAGACAAUGAUGGAUAUGCACCGCUUCACUUAUUAGCUCGUGGAAAUAACAGCAAGAUAAUUGAUCUCCUGGUGAAGUAUGGGUUGCAAAAUAUAGACAUAUGUGAUGCAGAAGGCAGGACUCCUCUUCAACUGGCAGUGAGAUAUGAAAACGCCCAAGCUGUGAAAAAGCUUGUGGAUCUAGGAGCUGAUAUUAGUGUGGUUAAAGCUGAUAAAGAGGAUGUUAUUAGACUGAAACGCUUAAUGGAGGAAGCGGAACAA